AUGAGCCCCCUGCCCGCCGGCAACGGCAGCGCCUGGGGGGCUGCGGCGCUGGGAGGCGGCAACAACUGCAGCGGGGCCACCAGCCUGAGCCGGCAAUGGGCCAUGGGGGCCGCCCUGAGCCUGACGGUGCUGGUGAUCGUGGCCGGCAACUCCCUGGUGAUCGUGGCCAUCGCCAAAACGCCGAGGUUGCAGACCAUGACCAACGUCUUCAUCACCUCGCUGGCCUGCGCCGACCUCAUCAUGGGCUUGCUGGUGGUGCCACCGGGGGCCACCAUCCUGCUGAGUGGCCACUGGCCCUACGGGACGACGGUGUGCGAGCUGUGGACCUCGCUGGACGUGCUGUGUGUGACCGCCAGCAUCGAGACCCUGUGUGCCAUCGCCGUGGAUCGCUACCUGGCCGUCACCUCCCCGCUGCAGUACGAGGUGAUGGUGACCAAAGGGAGGGCACGGGCCGUGGUGUGCCUGGUCUGGGCCAUCUCUGCCUUCAUCUCCUUCCUCCCCAUCAUGAACCACUGGUGGCGGGACGGGGCGGACGAGCAGGCGGCGCGCUGCUACGACGACCCGCGGUGCUGCGACUUCGUCACCAACAUGACCUACGCCAUCAUCUCCUCCACCAUCUCCUUCUACGUCCCCCUCCUGGUCAUGAUCUUUGUCUACGUCCGUGUCUUCGCCGUGGCCACCCGGCACGUCCGGCUCAUCGGCAAGGCCAAGGUGAGGUUCCUCCAGGAACCCCCCCAAUCCCAGCCCCGGGGGCGGCGGGCGGCACGGCGGCGACCUUCCCGUCUGUUGGCCAUCAAGGAGCACAAAGCUCUCAAGACUUUGGGCAUCAUCAUGGGCACCUUCACCCUCUGCUGGUUGCCUUUCUUCGUGGCCAACAUCAUCAAGGUUUUCUGCCGCCCCUUGGUGUCAGAUCAGCUCUUCCUCUUCCUCAACUGGUUGGGCUACGUCAACUCGGCCUUCAACCCCAUCAUCUACUGCCGCAGCCCCGACUUCAGGACUGCCUUCCGCAAGCUCCUCUGCUGCCCCCGCCGCGCCGACCGCCGCCUCCACGCCGUCUCCCGGGACCUCCAGAGCUGCCCCUGUGCCUUCAGCCCCCCCGGGGACCCUGCAGAGGACAGCAAACCCCCCAGGGAGGACAGAGAAGCUCAGGACAGCGGUGGCAGUGCUGGAGGUGGCAGCCAAAUGAAGGAGAACAGCCUGUCCCAGGGUAGUGGCCAGCAGCCCGUGGGCGAGUGCCAGCCACAGGGCACCCAGCCCAUGCUGCCCUCACAGUUUGAUGAGUAG
Messenger RNA from Calypte anna (Anna's hummingbird), 1284 nucleotides. It is a transcript of the gene ADRB3, whose product is annotated as adrenoceptor beta 3. NCBI's taxonomy places the organism in Eukaryota, Metazoa, Chordata, Aves, Apodiformes, Trochilidae. Gene Ontology annotation, biological process: adenylate cyclase-activating adrenergic receptor signaling pathway; positive regulation of heart contraction; norepinephrine-epinephrine-mediated vasodilation involved in regulation of systemic arterial blood pressure. The record is from RefSeq and is a predicted model, not a curated record. Gene Ontology annotation, cellular component: membrane. Gene Ontology annotation, molecular function: epinephrine binding; beta1-adrenergic receptor activity; beta3-adrenergic receptor activity.